AUGCAAUCCAAUUUUUCCAAUAAUCAUUUAACUGUUUACAAUACUAAUAUGAACAGUGAAAGAAUUAAACGACCAAUGAAUGCAUUUAUGGUAUGGUCACGUUUACAAAGGCGUAAAAUGGCUGAAGAGAAUCCUAAACUUCAUAACUCUGAAAUCAGUAAGCAAUUAGGUAAUUUGUGGAAAUCUUUAACAAAUACUGACAAAAUUCCAUUUAUUGAAGAAGCUAACCGACUACGUGAUUGUCAUAUGAGACGUUAUCCAAAUUACAAAUACUGUCCUAGACGAAAACGUAAACAACCAACAAAUAAGGUUGUAUUACAGCAAAAAGUAAAAACUACUGCUGAAUUACCUCUUGAGUUAGUUUUAUGUCCUACCCGUUCAAAUUGUUUUCAAGCAGCAAGGUUAACAAGAGUUCCGAAAGCUGUCACUCAACCAUAUAAUAAACCACGUAUUCCUAUUAUUGCUCCGACAAUGAAAUCAUAUGAAAUAACACAAAAUAGAAAUAUGUCAAUAAAUGAGAUGAAUCAUAAACCAGAACCAUUUAUAAUAUCACAAAUGAACAUGAUGUCAAUGAGUAACAAACCCAUAUCAAAUAUGUGUACAUCAGUUCAAAAUUUAAUGGCAAAUAACAAUUCAACAUAUUUUCAAUCAACUGAUACAAUUUAUGAUCCUUACAAAAUCCAAUUAACAAGUACAUUUCUUCCUAAUGUGAACAAUCGAAAUAAUAUGACUAGUUAUCCUGAUCAAAAAGAAUUUUACACAGAUUUUAAUAUAUCUCAACCUACAACUAGUAAUGAUAUAAAUAAUUGUCAUCAAGAUUCAUGCACUUAUGAGACAUCGCAUUCACCAGAGAUCUAUUCAAGCUUUUUAGAUUCAAUUGAUUUACAAACAUUUUUCUAA
Messenger RNA from Schistosoma mattheei, 900 nucleotides. The record is from the annotation of a GenBank genome assembly. Lineage: Eukaryota; Metazoa; Platyhelminthes; Trematoda; Strigeidida; Schistosomatidae.